This is a messenger RNA of Miscanthus lutarioriparius, 2052 nucleotides long. Lineage: Eukaryota; Viridiplantae; Streptophyta; Magnoliopsida; Poales; Poaceae. The record is from the annotation of a GenBank genome assembly.
AUGGCGCCAGUCAGUUUGCCUCCUGGUUUCAGGUUCCACCCCACUGACGAGGAACUCAUCAUCUACUACCUUAAGAGGAAGAUCAAUGGGAGACAGAUAGAGCUCGAAAUCAUUCCAGAGGUUGAUCUUUACAAGUGUGAGCCCUGGGAUUUGCCAGAAAAAUCAUUUCUUCCAAGCAAAGACCUUGAAUGGUAUUUCUUCAGCCCUCGAGACCGCAAGUACCCAAAUGGAUCAAGGACAAACCGUGCAACAAAAUCUGGGUACUGGAAGGCAACUGGGAAGGACAGAAAGGUGAACUCGCACAGGCGUGCAGUUGGUGUGAAGAAGACCUUGGUGUACUAUCGGGGCCGAGCUCCACAUGGUUCUCGCACUGAUUGGGUCAUGCACGAGUACCGCCUCGACGAGAGGGAAUGCGAGACUGACACUGGCUUACAGGACGCGUAUGCAUUAUGCCGAGUGUUUAAGAAGACAGCGCCUGGGCCAAAAAUCAUUGAGCAUUAUGGCGCAGUGCACCACCCCAUUGAGCAACCUCAGUGGAUGGCAAGCAGUGUUGACCGCUCCCCAACGCUGGACUUGUCCAGUGAUGUUAGAGGUGAUGACUUCGAGAGCAGCAGUUUCUCAUUCCCGACAGAGGCGCCAAUGGACUCCAUGUAUGGUGGGUUCGGGAUGCAGAUGAGUGCACCUCACGAGGAUGGCAAAUGGAUGCAGUUCCUGAGCGAAGACGCCUUUAACGCCACCAAUCCUUUCUUCAUGAACCCUGCUUCUUCCAGCUUCUCAUGCCUCCCAUCCAAGGUGGAUGUUGCACUGGAGUGUGCAAGGCUUCAGCACAGGCUCUCAUUACCUCCCCUGGAGGUGGAGGACUUCCCACAGGACGUCAGCCUCGACACAAAGACGAGCGUGCUCCGCAGCAACCCCAACGAGGUUGACAUCCUUCAAGAGUUCCUCUCCGUGGCGUCGGCCUCCCAGGAGCUAAUCAACGGCUCCAGCAGCAGCUACGCUGCAGAAAUGUGGCCAGGCGCUGGCACAAGCAGCACCAGCACCCACUACAUCAACGAACUAUCUUCCCUCGUUGAGCUUGGGGUGAAGGCUAAAGAGGAGGCAGACAAUUUCUACCAUAUGGGCUGCAUUGGCACAUCUGCAGGACUCGCAUCGUCGAAGCCGGUCCAUGUCGAUGAACCGGUUAGGUUGGUUGAGAUCGCUGACAUGGAGGAGUUCAAGGAAGAGAAGAGGCAAGUAGAGAACCUUAGAGGAGUGAGGCUGCACAACAAUGACCUAGGAGAGAUUGUUGUAGAAGGAGAUGAAAGCAGUCCAACAGUCUGCAUCACACAAUACCCCAUAUCAGACACUGCUGACAAUUCAGGAGAAGCCGGUCACCUGACCGAUCCCACUAACGCCGGCGGCCUAGACACUGCACCCAUCUUCUCGCAAUCUCAACCUGACGACUUUGCUAUUGGGUUCAGUGACGACGUCAACCCUAAUGCAUCUUUCGACCUCUACGAGAAGGUUGACGUCAAGCAUGGGCUCUUCGUCUCAACGGUCGGUGCACCGAAGACAUUCUUCCACCACGUUGAGCCAUCGAAGAAGGUCAGCUUCCACCUGAAUCCCGUAGCAAGCGACGUCAGCAAGGCGAUCGAGAAGUUCCAUUUCCCCAUUAGUGUGACAACCAAAGUUAGUGGCAGCAGCAUUUCCAUUUUUAGCAAGUUGAAGGCGCUCAUCAGGGACAAAUUCCUGGUGAAGAAGCUGCCUUCAUCAUCAUACCAAAGGUCCUUAGGCAGCAAAGAAACAGCGGCAGUGGGUGAGCUGCUGCAGAUAGUGUCGUCGCUCCUCUUAACACCAACUGAAGUCACAGGCCCCACGACGAUGUCUACCGAGCAAGAGUUGGUCAAGAAGGCGAAGAAGGUGAUGAAACCGGGGCCCGGUUGUGAUGGAAGCCAUGCGUGGCUUCUUCCACUCUCCAAGAGGAGCAAAGGCAUUUCCAGCAUGUUUUUUAGUGGGAAAUGGGCAUUUCUGACAUCCGCAUUGGCCAUCCGCACUCCAGGGUGCAAUCACUGA